UCACGAGGACGCGCAAUGAAGAGAGAUCUGUAGCCUAAAAUCGGCUUUGAUUGAUAAGUAAAUCCGCUGUGUCGAUUUGUAAGGUUGAUCAAUUAAAAAAACGUAUCACAACACCUUAUGGUGGAACCUUGGGAAUCGCGACGGACGCGUUUUAAUGGUACACAAACAUGGCGGCUUACAUAUGCACGAGAUUUUGUAUAAACAAGUUCAAAGAUUCGGUUAGAUUUAUUCCGCGAAGGUAUCGAGUUAAAAGCAAAUGGGCACAAACAAGGCCAAAGUUCCCAUCGACGACUAUUGCUCUGCAGAACUUUGAUGCAACCUACAGUAUCCAGUUAGGAAACCUGUGGCCGUCAGUUCGAGCGGCCAUGCUGUCUGAACAAAAAUAUGGAGCGUUGAUAAACAACUUCUCUUCAACAGCCAGCCUAAUAACAUCUGAAUUAGAAGCUGAAGGAUGUAUAGACUUUAUCGGAUCACAUCAACAUUCAGAGGACUCCAUGCCUUUACAUACAGAUUCUGCAGAGGUUGAUGUGUCAAAACAUGCUACCCACGAACCCAGAAUAAGUCCUGAUAUCAAAUGUCUUGUUUUCCCUCAAGGGGACAUAUCUCGAUUUAAACCGUCAAGACAAGACAGCUCAGGCUUAUUAGGAUAUUAUCUACUGGAUGCUGCCUCGGUGCUGCCUGUAUUAGCUUUGGAUGUCCAGCUGGGAAACACAGUGCUGGAUCUAUGUGCCGCUCCUGGAGGGAAGACACUUGCACUCUUGCAGACACACACAGUCAGUUAUCUGUGGGCGAACGACUCAUCGGGCUCUCGGACUGCACGGCUUUGCAAGACUCUGCAGAGUUACCUGCCCAGAGAGAAUCUAGAGGAAAACAAGAUCCAAAUUAGCUCUUUUGAUGGUUGUAAAUUGGGCCCAAUAGAGGAGAAACGCUUUGACCGAGUCCUAGUAGAUGUUCCUUGCACCACGGACAGACACUCUGUAAUGGUGGAAGACAACAAUAUGUUUAACAGGUCCAGGACCAAAGAGAGACAAAGACUUCCCCUUCUGCAAAUACAGCUUCUUAUGGCUGGGAUCCAAACGGCACGACCGGGAGGAGAAAUAGUCUACUCCACAUGUUCACUGUCCCAGCUGCAGAAUGAGUGUGUGGUGCAGCAGGCCAUCUGUCAGGCUCAGGAGAUGGGAAUCUCAGUGCAGGUUCAGGAUCUUGGAUGGUUAACCCGGUGCUUUUCAAAUACAUUUUUUUUUGCUCCACAAUUAAGUGUGGGUGAGCUUGUUUUACCACAUUUAUGUGCCAACUUUGGACCAAUUUAUAUGUGUAAAUUACGACGAAGUAACUAGCUGGAUAUUUUGUAUCGGUCUGUGAAGCUCUGAAAUGCCACAAGUUACUGCAAGACUGCACUCUAGCGACUAGACAUGGAACUCCUGAUCGUCAGAAAUGCAACGCGCCCUGAAGAAUUUAAGUACAAAAACGAUUGCCACAAACUGUUUUAAAGAAUACCAGCAAAAUAUCUUUGAUAAUCUGCAUUUUCAGGAGAGUUUGGCCUCUUCACUGAUCUUUGUGCAAAUGUAUUUUCUGUCGUUUCUCUGCAGUUUGUGUCAUACCAGUGUUAUUCAGUAGAGGGCGGUGACGGUUCGUUAUACAAAUCUUGACUCUGGGUUAAAACAGCCCAGCGGCAAAUUAAACUAACAGAAAGUUGACGUUAAUUAAAGACCUCUAUCUGUA
Triplophysa dalaica is the source of this 1722-nucleotide messenger RNA. It is a transcript of the gene nsun4, whose product is annotated as NOP2/Sun RNA methyltransferase 4. The coding region runs from base 168 to 1337 and encodes 389 amino acids. Gene Ontology annotation, cellular component: mitochondrial large ribosomal subunit. Gene Ontology annotation, biological process: rRNA methylation. The record is from RefSeq and is a predicted model, not a curated record. Lineage: Eukaryota; Metazoa; Chordata; Actinopteri; Cypriniformes; Nemacheilidae. Gene Ontology annotation, molecular function: methyltransferase activity. The transcript has 6 exons.